AUGUAUGAAGAUAUGCUUUCUGCUCACUCAUAUGUAGAGGGACACGUGAGCUUCGGAAUACUUAAAGACACUGCCACAACCACUACAAGCAAAUCUACAAUCUCGACAACCACCACUUCCACAGCAACUGGCGUGUCCCCGACACAAGCUGGUAUCACCUCUGACUGCUCAACAUACUACCUCGCCCAGUCCGGUGAGAGCUGCUGGUCAAUUAUCAAUGAAAAAUACACCUACCUUGCGUCAGAUUUGUUCUAUCAAUGGAACCCAUCUGCCAGACACCAGGUCCGGCUACAACUGCCGUAA
This is a messenger RNA of Penicillium concentricum, 303 nucleotides long. RefSeq lists its product as uncharacterized. NCBI's taxonomy places the organism in Eukaryota, Fungi, Ascomycota, Eurotiomycetes, Eurotiales, Aspergillaceae. The coding region runs from base 1 to 303 and encodes 100 amino acids. The transcript has 2 exons. The record is from RefSeq and is a predicted model, not a curated record.